AUGGGACCUUUUACUUACGUAGCCCUUGGCGGCUCCUUGUGGUCUACUGUAUCAGUCAUAGUAUUCGUGUUGCUUUUCUACGCUCUUGGCCUGGGAGUAUACCGACUUACGUUUCAUCCCUUGUCCAAGUUUCCCGGUCCAAAACUGUCGGCCUUCACCGGCUGGUAUGAGUUAUACGUUGACACUUUCGGUGGACCUCGCGAGACAUUCGCCUACCAAAUCCAGCGCAUGCAUCAAGAUUACGGCCCAAUCGUUCGCAUCAACCCGCAUGAGCUUCAUGUCAAUGACCAUGAGUUCUUCGUCAAAAUUUAUGCUGGUGGAGGUGCUCGUCGAAACAAGUAUCCUCCCAGUGCUGGAGUUCAGGGCACUCCGGACGGUAUUUUUGGCACAGUUGACCACGAACUCCACCGCCGAAGGAGGGCAGCGAUCUCCGGGUUCUUUUCCAGGAUGUCUGUUUUAAAUCAUGAAGAUCUCAUUCACGAGAAAGUCGACCUCUUAUGCGAAGUGUUCAAGAAGGCUAUGUUCGAUGGCGAGCCGCUCAAUAUCCGCAUCCCUUUACUUGCUUUCGCCACUGACUUUUACUGUGCCCAUGCUCUUGGCGAGGAUGGCGAUAUGAAGCUGUUGCAAGACCAAGAGAAGGCCCAGGUGUGGCGACAUAGUAUCAUUGGUCUGUUGCAUGUGACGCCGUUUGUCCGGCAGUUCCCUUGGAUCAUACCUUACGCAUUAGAACUGCCUCUUUGGUUGAUAAAGCUGAUUUCUGCGGAUAUGGCUCUUGUGGUUCAAGUGUACUGGAACAUCAGGCAGCAGGCAAAAGUUGCUAUUAAUUCUUUCGGGUCUACGCAGGCGAAGUCUGCGGCCCCGAGCAAUCUCAUGCAAGCUAUUCUGUCAUCGAAUCUACCUGAUUCAGAGAAGUCAUACAAGCGAAUGGCCCAAGAAGGCUUCGGCGUCUUGACAGCGUCAGGCGACACUAUCGCUCGGACAUUGACCACGGCCAUAUACCAUCUUAUUGCCAACCCAGAGUAUCUUGGACGGCUGAGGGACGAGUUAGACUCGGUCAUGCCAGAUCCCAACGCAUCGACACACCUGAAAAGUCUUGAGAAUCUAACUUGGUUUCCUGCGGUUAUCAAAGAAUCUCUUCGAAUUUCUGCACUUAUUACCUCAAGAGCUGUACUGCAAGCACCAACAGAGCACUUGAAAUACAACGACUGGAUAAUUCCGCCGAAUACGCCGAUCGGAACAACCCUUGCCGACCUCAUGAUGGACCCUCAUGUAUUCCCAGAGCCAAAAGAUUUCGACCCUGGGAGAUGGCUAGAGUCUGAUCCUCUAUACGCCCGCAACGUCAAGUACUUUCUGCCCUUUCACCGUGGCCACAGAAAUUGCAUAGGGAUGAAUCUUGCAUGGGCUGAGAUGUACAUCGCUCUUGCCAAGCUCUUUCGACGUUUUGACUUAGAGCUGUACGGUGUCGUACGGGAAAGAGACAUUGAUCAUCACAGGGAUUGCUUUCUGGGCGAGCCCACGGAUGACACCAAGGGAGUCCGAGUGAAGAUACUCGGUCUACGGGAGUAA
Molecule: messenger RNA, 1566 nt
Organism: Colletotrichum gloeosporioides
Lineage: Eukaryota; Fungi; Ascomycota; Sordariomycetes; Glomerellales; Glomerellaceae
Product: Trichodiene oxygenase
Exons: 5
Coding region: 1-1566 (521 amino acids)
Molecular function (GO): oxidoreductase activity, acting on paired donors, with incorporation or reduction of molecular oxygen; monooxygenase activity; iron ion binding
Source: RefSeq, a predicted model, not a curated record